GGUUACUCCAUUUAUCUUAUAAAAAUAAUAGUUUAAAUCGUUAAACUAAUUUGUAAAUCAAUCCAGGUAUGGCGGAGACUAAAAACAUGAAAAUCAGAACAAGUGACACCAUUUUUCACUGUUUUCCCUAAUAAAUAUGUUUUCUAAAAUGUCACUGAAUUCAUCUGAUCCUCACGACCAGUGUCAUAGUAGCGGGUCUAAAGUAGGAAACAUCGGUUCUAAAACAAAAUAUAGAGCUUUAAACAAAAGUUCUUCAGUGGACGAGCUUUUAUUUGGCAGUAAAGGUAAAAUUGCUCAUGAUGAAAAGAAAAAAGAAGUUCUGAAAAAACCUGAAGUGAUUCAAGUUAUAACUAAAGAUAUGAUUCGAAAACUGAGGGUACGCAGAGAAGAUCCAUCUGGAAAAACAGUGGUUUUAUCAUCUGAAGAGUAUAACAGAAUCAAAAAUGCAGCUCGUGUCUUAACUAUAGAAGAAAAGAAAGCGUUGUAUGAAAAGAAAAAAUUAGAACUGAAAAAACUUCAAGAAGAUGUGGAGUGUAGAAAAAAGACAAUGCAUCAAAUGGAGCUUGAUAGAAGAAGCAAUGAAAAACUUUCAGAUAUUGAACAGGAAGCAAAAGAGAGAAAUCAGUUUUUGUUGGAAAAAGCAAUGGCUCAAAUAGAAGAAGAAGAUGAUGAAAUAAAAAAACUAAAUGAGGUAAUUAUAAAUGCCAAGUGUCAUGCGAUUCGCGAUAUGCAACUUGUUGAAAAAGUUGAAAUAAAAAAGGAAAUGGCAGAAGAAGAGAAAAGGCUUGAUAUAUUGAUGGAAAAUGAUCGAUUGCGUGCCCUAGUUGAAUAUGAAGACAGAGAAAAUGUUAAACGUAUACAAAGACUAAAGGGUGCUCAAUUAUUGCACCAACAAAUUGAGGAAAAUGAACAGCAAAGUAUAUUAGAACAAGAAAAAAAGGAACAUGAAACUAAAGCCAUGCUUCAAUAUUUGGAAAAACUGCAAAAAGAGGAUAAAGAUGCGUUAAUAAAAAAGCGUGAAAACCAAAAAACACUACUACAUGAUGUUGCAAGAGCAUAUCAGGAUACAAAACAAAUCAAAGAGAGGCAAAAACAACUCGAACAAUUAGAAGAUAAAAAAGUCACUGAGUAUCUUAAAGAAAAAGAGAUGAGAGAAGAAAUGUUUGAAGUAGAAAAAAAAGUGUUACAGUUUGAGAAAGAAAAGGAAAUUGCUCGUCUAAGAAAACAGCAAGAGAAUGCUAAAGAUAAACACAAUGAAAAGGAAGCGCUACGGGCUAAAAGAAAUCAAGAAGAAAUUGAGCGUGAAUGGAGAAAAAAAGAAAGGGAAAGUGCUAUAAAAAAAGCAGAAGCUGAAAAAAAGUUACACCAAGCCAGAGAAGAACAAAUUUCCAACAGAGAUCAUUUGUUGGCUGUUCAGGCCGCAAGAGAUAGGGCAGAAUUCGAAAGAAGCUUACAAGCUCAGCGAAUGCAAGCCCAAAAGGAUGAAGAAUAUAGUCAGGAGUUUUUGCAAAAACGAGCACUGUAUGCUGAUAAUGUACGCUAUCAAAUCAAAGAAAAAGAAAAGCAAAGAAUUAUGGAGCGACAGUCAUUUUUUCAAGAAGGUAUUAAGCUAGAUAACGAAGCUAAAGAAAGAAGACAAAAAUUAGAUGAAAUUAAAAGAAGGAAAUUAAAAGAACUUAGAGAAGCUGGUGUUCCAGAUAAGUACGUUACGGAAGUAGCUAGACGCAUUGAUAGGCCAGCAAUGUCUUUAUCAAAUAUGGUUUAAUGCUAGUAAUUUUUUAGUUUUCAUAA
Messenger RNA from Hydra vulgaris (swiftwater hydra), 1791 nucleotides. RefSeq names its product cilia- and flagella-associated protein 45. The record is from RefSeq and is a predicted model, not a curated record. Lineage: Eukaryota; Metazoa; Cnidaria; Hydrozoa; Anthoathecata; Hydridae.